GCCUCCGCUGAAAUCCCCGCAGUCAGCUGCGAUGCGCGGUGAACAUCCUCUCUCCGGCUGAGGGCAGGCAGGAACAGCGGCAGCGACAGGCACCACCGGGCAGAUACUCUCCACAACCGUCAUGGCACCCAUCGGACUGAAGGCUGUGGUCGGCGAAAAGAUCAUGAACGACGUGAUCAAGAAGGUGAAGAAGAAGAGCGAGUGGAAGGUGCUGGUGGUGGAUCAGCUCAGCAUGAGGAUGCUGUCCUCCUGCUGCAAGAUGACGGACAUCAUGACAGAAGGGAUCACCAUUGUUGAGGACAUCAACAAGCGCCGGGAACCCCUUCCCAGCUUGGAGGCGGUCUAUCUGAUCACCCCCUCGGAGAAGGUAAGGACCCCCGGCGCCCCGUCUCGAGGACUGGGGCACCGUCCUGCGCCGGCCCCCGGGAACGAGGGCGGCUGGGCUGGGUGUGAGGGGCCCGUGCAGGACGGACACUGGGAUGGGGGGGCAGCAGUGUCCCCCCCCUGCUCAGGCGUGUCUGCCGUCGGCUCUGUCUUUGUCUCUCCGUCUGUGUGCAGGGAGUACAAGGACAGCGCCACCCUGGCUCAGCUGGUGCAGGACAAACUGGACGCCUACAAGGCCGACGACCCCACUAUGGGAGAGUCUGUGUCCAGGUACGAGACCAGCGGGAUGGGAGACUCGCGGGUGAAGGAGGUCCUUCUGGACGAGGACGAUGACCUGUGGAUGACUCUGCGACACAAACACAUCGCCGAGGUGUCCCAGGAGGUGACCCGCUCCCUGAAGGAAUUCUCUGCCAGCAAACGGAUGAACACAGGAGACAAGACCACGAUGCGGGACCUGUCCCAGAUGCUGAAGAAGAUGCCCCAGUACCAGAAGGAGCUGAGCAAGUACUCUACUCACCUGCACCUAGCAGAGGACUGCAUGAAGCACUACCAGGGCACCGUGGACAAGCUGUGCCGCGUUGAGCAGGACCUGGCGAUGGGCACGGACGCGGAGGGCGAGAAGAUCAAGGACCCCAUGAGGGCCAUCGUGCCCAUCCUGCUGGACGCCAACGUCUCCACCUACGACAAGAUCCGCAUCAUCCUCCUGUACAUCUUCCUCAAGAACGGGAUCACGGAGGAGAACCUGAACAAGCUGAUCCAGCACGCCCAGAUCCCCCCCGAGGACAGCGAGAUCAUCACCAACAUGGCCCACCUGGGGGUGCCCAUCAUCACGGAUUCCACGCUGCGCCGCCGGAGCAAGCCGGAGCGCAAGGAGCGCAUCAGCGAGCAGACCUACCAGCUGUCACGGUGGACCCCGCUGGUCAAGGACAUCAUGGAGGACGUCAUCGAGGAGAAGCUGGACACCAAGCACUACCCCUACAUCUCCACCCGCUCCUCUGCCUCCUUCAGCACCACCGCGGUCAGUGCCCGCUACGGACACUGGCACAAGAACAAGACCCCCGGAGAGUACCGCACCGGGCCGCGCAUCCUGGUCUUCAUCAUCGGGGGCGUGUCCUUCAGCGAGAUGCGCUGCGCCUACGAGGUCACGCAGGCCAACGGCAAGUGGGAAGCCAUCAUCGGGUCGACUCAUGUCUUCACCCCCACCCGGCUUCUCGAUGCACUAAAGACGAUGAAUAAACCAGACGAGGAAAACACCAGCUAAAAAUCACCUCCCUGGCCUCGCUCCCCUUUCGCAGAUCUGAUCUUCUGCCCCGCCCCCUCCAGUCCCCUCCCAUCCAUCCACCAAUCAGACAACCUGUUGUCUGGUGACAUCACAGUGAUGUCAUUCUUCCUUCCUAUAUUAAAUGUAUGCAUCUUGCUAGAGAAAAAAAAUAAUCAUUUUAAAAAAAGAAUUGCUGAAACAAAAUAAGAAAAAAAAUAUAUCUUUGAGGCUCCUCUUUUACAAUGGAUGCAAAGAUUUAAACGUUGAAAAAGCACCAUUUAACGUUAAGUACCAAAUGUAACAUUGAAUGCUCUAUGAAACCUGCUAGAAUGUGUAAGACUGUUUGUGACCCUCUGAUUUAUUAAUAGCAUCUAUCUUUCCUUUCCGCUUCGUCUGGGUGGUCAGAGGAGGAACGUGUUCAGGCAGUGCACACAGGAGUACCUGCUCUCCACAGGGAACACAGUGCACAGGAGACAGGAAUUCUGGGAGACAUGAUUUAAGGGGUCCCAGGAAACUCUGGAUAGUAGACUCCUAUCCAACCUGUUCCCGAGGGAUCCUGCAAAAUGUGCUUCGUCAGUGAGGCCGGGCAGCUGGACAGGAGAGUCUGGGAUGGGGUUCAUACUGGAGUCCGCGAAAAAGGGGGGUUGGGGGGAGGGGGGCGGAAGGGAGCGGUUUCAGACAGGAAAACAAAAUCCUGCUUCCCAGCUUCCUCCUCUGACCCACGGCUUAAGGAAGCAUUUCUCCUCCAUGAGUAAGUACAAAAAAAAAAAGUAACUUUUUGUGUCAAAAGGUCAUUGCUUGCAAACGUUUAAGGGGCCAAUUGUAUUUCAGUAUUGUAUUCUGUAAAAUGAAGUCUUCUCACUGGCUAGUAAUGAAGUUUUACCCUCCAUGCACUGAGUUACGUGUUGUGUAAGAUAUGUUACUGUUUAGCGUCUCUCCGUUCCGGUGAUGUUCUGGCUGUGACGUAGUGUGACCGUUUUUUUCUUUGGAUAAUGCCAAGCAGCUGCCACUGUGCUUUGUGACGUAUUAGCUCUAGCUGUAGUGGUGAACGGGAAAUAUAUAUAUAUAGCGAUUUUGUUGGACUUGUUUUGCUCCUGGUGCGACGUAACACUUUUCCACUGGUUAACAGCUUUGCAACAGCAACGAAAUCUAUCAGUUUUGUUUCUUCCCCCCACCACCAAGCUUCCAGUUUCCCUCCCCCUCGGGUAAUCCGUUUGUAAUGUGCACCCUGCGCGCUCCGUCACCCUUGGAGUUUCGGUUUUUUUUUUUUUGUUGUUGUUGUUGGGGUUUUGUUUUCCCAAUUUUGACGUUGUAUAGAGAUCACUGUAUUGACCGGUUGAUUUAUAUCAAAACUUAUUUAUCGAAGAAACAAAAGGUUUUAAAACUUUUUAAGUUCGUCUGUCUUGAAUCCGUUUUAAUUUAUUGGCAAUCUUUGUCUGCGAGCGGUGAAGCACAAAACUGUACUAUACAUGUCCUAUAAGUGAUGUAUUAAAGCUGUCUAAUAAAUUGGCUUCCAUUUAAAGUGCGGAUCCA
Molecule: messenger RNA, 3178 nt
Organism: Lepisosteus oculatus (spotted gar)
Lineage: Eukaryota; Metazoa; Chordata; Actinopteri; Semionotiformes; Lepisosteidae
Source: RefSeq, a predicted model, not a curated record